AUGUUGAAGCUCAUCCCGCUGACAAAACACGCUCGGUUUAAGAUUAGAAGAAGACCUCAUGUUGGUGCCUUCUUUAAAUCCUUAAUCAUCUCCUCACCUUCUUCCCCGUAUUCUUCUUCUUCCGCUAAUGAAUAUCAGAAUGAUAUGGUGAGUAGAGACGCAGCAACCAUUCUCAACUCCAACGAUCAUAAACAAGCCCUUCAAAUUUUCAAUUCCGCUUUAAAACGCUACCCAAUAAUUUCUGCAACCAACAGUCUUCCUCACCUCUAUUCAGCUAUCAUCAAUGUUUUAACAUGUGCCGGAAGGUACAAGCCUGCCAGGUGCUUGAUCAAAGACCUCAUCCAAACCCUCCGCCAUCCAUCCUGCAAAUUCGAAAACCAUGUUGCUUCUUUAGUUUUCAAUGCUCUUAAUGAUUUGCAAAGCUCUGAAAAAUUCAAUCCUGAGGUGUUUGGAGGGCUCAUUAUUGCAUUUUGCGAGAUGGGUCUUGUUGAUGAAGCCUUGUGGGUGUAUCAAAAGAUUGUUAAAGUAAUGCCCCCUUCAGUGCAAGCUUGUAAUACACUAUUAAAUAGCUUGGCUAAGAAGCGUCGGUUUGGUUCCAUGUGGGACCUAUACAAGGACAUGGUUUCGUGCAAGGUAUUGGUUUCUAAUGAUGUCACUUACGCUGUAUUGGUUGGUGCUUGUUGUAGCCAAGGUGAUGUUUCAAAAGCUAAGAGUUUGAUUUUUGAUGAGAUGGUCAAGGAGAAGGGGAUUCAACCAAGCGUUGUUAUCUACAAUACUCUUAUCCGUGGUUUUUGCAGUGAGAGUAAAUUGUCAGAAGCAGAAGCUCUGUUUCAACAGAUGCGGGAAUCUGGGUUUUUGCCUGAUUUGUAUACUUAUAAUAUUCUGAUAGAUGGUUACUGCAAAAUGGCAAACGUCAAGCACGCACUUCACUUGUAUCAGGGCUUGCUUGGUCGCGGUCUGCAGCCAAGUGUUGUUACUUUUGGUAUCUUAAUAGAAGCACUUUGCAAAGUGGGAGAAUUAUUAGCAGCAAGGAGUUUGUUCGUUCACAUGGCUAAGUUUGGUGUUUGUCCUGAUUUAAUUGUGUAUAAUCGUCUCAUUGAUGGCCACUGUAAUUCAGGGAAUCUAUCUGAAGCCAUGCAUUUGUUUUUGGAGAUGGUGAAGUUCAAAAUUUCACCUGAUAUUUCUACAUAUAAUAUGUUUAUGAAGGGUUUUUGUGGUAUGGGUAGAACAGAAGACGCAGAUGUGUUACUGAAAAGAAUGAACAGUGAAAGGGUUAUUGCAAACUCUGUAACAUACAAUUCCCUAAUCAAUGGAUACUGUAAGGAAGGAAAUAUGGAAAGGGCUCUGGAGGUGUUUUCUCAAAUGACCGAAAAGGGUGUAAAGCCAGAUGUCAUCACCUUUUCUACAUUGAUUGGUGGUUAUUGCAAGGCAGGGAACAUGCUACUUGCUUCAAGUUUACACUCGGAAAUGGUAAUCAAAAGUAUUGUGCCUAAUGUGGUUGUAUUCACAGCUUUGAUUGAUGGGCACUGUAAAAAUGGUAACAUGAAAGAGGCCCUUCGGCUGCAUAAGGAGAUGCUGGAGACGGGGCUUAACCCCAACGUUUUCACAGUCAAUUGUUUAAUUAAUGGCUUUUGCAAAGAUGGGAGGACUUCUGAUGCUAUCAAUUUUUUUUUGGAGAACACUAGAGAUGGGCUCACUGGAAAUCAAAUAAAUGAAAUGAAUGGCAGUUUUUGUACUCCCGAUCAUGUAGCGUACACAUCUAUAAUUCAAGCCUUGUGCAGGGAUGGGCAAAUUUUCGAAGCUACCUAG
This is a messenger RNA of Dovyalis caffra, 1809 nucleotides long. NCBI's taxonomy places the organism in Eukaryota, Viridiplantae, Streptophyta, Magnoliopsida, Malpighiales, Salicaceae. The record is from the annotation of a GenBank genome assembly.